Messenger RNA from Baudoinia panamericana UAMH 10762, 440 nucleotides. RefSeq lists its product as uncharacterized. The transcript is spliced from 2 exons. The record is from RefSeq and is a predicted model, not a curated record. NCBI's taxonomy places the organism in Eukaryota, Fungi, Ascomycota, Dothideomycetes, Mycosphaerellales, Teratosphaeriaceae. The coding region runs from base 156 to 353 and encodes 65 amino acids.
GAAACACACAGACAUCGGCGACGCCAUCCACGAGGACGCGAAGAAGGACCUAGGCGGCGUACGCUAGCUCGAACCCUUUCACGCGAGCCAACUUGGCCAGGCUAAACAUAUCACAGGCACCGGCAGGCGAGAAGACGCAAGGUGUCGCAGGCUCGAUGUUUGAUACCUCGGGCAGCAUCGGCAAGCAGUUCACCACCCAGGGAGCCAUCGGCGGCACAGCCCAGAAGCUCGGCGGACCUUUCGAUGCAAGCCAAGGGAGCAUCGGCAAGCAGUUUACACCGCAAGGGAGCAUUGGUGGCGCGGUGAAGGACAUGCUCGGCUCGAGCGAGAAGGGUACUAUGCAGGAUAAGUAGCCCGCUGGAGGGCCAGAUGAAUGCGGGUAUCAGAACGGCCUGCUGUUGGUAGUCGAGCACAAACAAUGUUCCUACCGCUUGUAAUGC